Molecule: messenger RNA, 1662 nt
Organism: Xenopus laevis (African clawed frog)
Lineage: Eukaryota; Metazoa; Chordata; Amphibia; Anura; Pipidae
Gene: ddit3.S
Product: DNA damage inducible transcript 3 S homeolog
Exons: 4
Coding region: 380-1003 (207 amino acids)
Biological process (GO): intrinsic apoptotic signaling pathway in response to endoplasmic reticulum stress; positive regulation of transcription by RNA polymerase II; negative regulation of transcription by RNA polymerase II
Cellular component (GO): CHOP-ATF3 complex; CHOP-ATF4 complex; cytoplasm
Molecular function (GO): DNA-binding transcription activator activity, RNA polymerase II-specific; protein heterodimerization activity; RNA polymerase II cis-regulatory region sequence-specific DNA binding
Source: RefSeq, a predicted model, not a curated record
GUCUUUUCAACUACAUGACUGAUUGGUUCCAGAAACCAACAGAGGGCUGGCAAUGGAAGUUCUUCCCAGAACGUCUUGCUGGAGGCGAAUGAAGGAGAAGUGUCACGUGCAUCAAGCUGGGGAUCAGCAAUUUGAUUGGCUGUGCGGGGAAAUAUAUAAAGCCGGCUCCUCUUUAUCAUCCUCAGUCGUUUUGCUGAAGACGCAGACGAUGUUUAACAUGAGCCCAAGGUCUGUUAGCGUGCAACCACAAACCAGCCCGCGCUGUCGCUUCAUUCGCCAAAAGAGAACAGACCCUACGUGGAGAAAGUGUUGGAAAAGAAAGAACAUCUUUAUACAUCACCAUACCUGAGAAGUCUCGUGAGCAAGAUUGCCAUACAAAAUGAUGGCAGAAUCUCUGCCGUUCUGUGGCCCCAUGGGCACUUUGUCUGGAUGGGAGCUGGAAGCUUGGUAUGAAGAUCUUCAAGAUAUCUUGUGGGCUGACACAAAGGAAGCUGGAAAUUUGCUCCCUGUUGUUCCCGAAGAGCAGGAGUUGCUGCAAAUAGAAUCUGUGGGCCAUUCUCCUUACAUCUGGUCUGCAGAGUCUCCUUUACUCAUGGACAUAAGCAAUGAGGAUACUGAUGUACAACUGCUGCCUUCUACUAUUUUGGAAGUAAUAAACUCAGAUCUAGAAGACAGAUGUAACGUCUCUGGUUCCCCAAAGAGUGAGGAUACACGGCAGUCAGAAGUGCCAGAGCUUGAUUACUGCAGCAGCUCUUCAGUAAACACCCACACGGAGGAUGAGGAACCUUGUGUCAGCCAGCGAGCGUCAAAAAGAAAGAGAAGCCGUCAAUCACAAGGAGGAAAAGUACGUGUGAGAGAGAGGGAAGAGGAGAACGAAAAGAAAGUGGCCCAUUUGUUAUCCGAAAAUGAACGACUUAAGUGGGAGAUUGAACGCCUAAGUAAGGAAGUGGAACACACCAGGAAGGCUUUGAUAGAGCGGAUGGUGAACCUUAAAAAGGACUGAUUUGUUGAGAAAAAAAAACCUGUUAAACUGCAGUCAUGAGACUUUGCAUUAUGGAGCCACUUGCUCUGCUAUUAGAGGAACUACUUGCAAUGAGAACUGUUAUUGUAGGAAGGUGAACUUUGUAGAACUGCUGUGGCUUUCAGCAAGUACUGUAAAUACUGAUGUGAGGAAUCACAGGUUAGUCCUUUAUCUCGUCUGAAACGUAUUGCACUCUAUAUAUAAAGCAUAGCUAACCUGCACAUUGUCUGUUUCCAAAACAAUUUAGUAAUCGACUGAUAUAUUAAUCCAGUAUCUGAAUAAAACCUAAUUGCAUGUAUUUUGGUUUUUAUAUACAUUUAAUAUCUGCUCCUUAUUGACAAUACUGAUCUGCUUCUAUUUGCAACCCUGCGGUCUCCAGUGCAGCUGCACAUGUGCAUACCUUUAUGUCUCACAAUAUCUCUGGCUGUAAGGUUAGAAUCGAUGGUGACAAUAUUGUAGAGCUAAAUUCACUACGUAUGUGGGGGUUUUUUUUUUUUUCCCCCCUGCAAAGUAGCAACCGCUAUAUAUGGCUACGGUCAUUCUCUAACUUCCUUGUAGAGCACAACAAUGCUAGACAUGAUUUCUGAUCUAAAAUUGAUUGUUUGCUGCUGAAUCAUUAAAUAUUGUCCAUUUUACCUUGA